Messenger RNA from Cannabis sativa, 966 nucleotides. Its product is annotated as axial regulator YABBY 1. NCBI's taxonomy places the organism in Eukaryota, Viridiplantae, Streptophyta, Magnoliopsida, Rosales, Cannabaceae. The record is from RefSeq and is a predicted model, not a curated record. Gene Ontology annotation, biological process: cell fate commitment; multicellular organism development; fruit development. Gene Ontology annotation, cellular component: nucleus.
UUCAUAAUAAUAAUAAUAAUGGUGAUCCCAUGAUAUACCAAAAUGGAAAUGGAAAUGGAAAUGGGAAACCAGUAGUACUAGAACUAGAUCCUGCUAUUUAGUCUUUGCAAUGGGGAACAUUAGUAUAAUAUACUAUUAUUAUUAUUACAUACAACAAGGGUUGUAGUUUUUGGUUAGGUUGCUGUGUAUAGUUAUUGGGAUAUUAAUGUGGGGCUGAUCCAGGUGUUUUUUGAACGGGUUCAGCUUGUGAAAAAGUUCAAUUUCACAACCACAUACAUCACUUGUUACUAUUUUACUAUUACUAUUACUAAUACUAUUGUGGGAAAAUUGGGAAAGUGUAUGAAUUUGUUUUGUGUGAGGAUUAAGGAUGCCUUUCUUUUCUUGUGUUAUUAACAGACCCCUGGAGAAGAGACAGAGAGUUCCCUCGGCAUACAAUCCUUUCAUCAAGGAUGAGAUCCAACGCAUCAAGUCUGUGAAUCCUGAUAUUUCUCACAAAGAAGCCUUCAGUGCAGCUGCUAAGAAUUGGGCUCACUUUCCACACAUUCACUUUGGUUCCAUGCCUGAUGGGAAGAAGACAAAUGUUCGCCAGGAGGAAGGAGAAGACGUUCUGAUGAAGGAUGGGUUUUUUGCAUCAGCCAAUCAAGUUGGUGUUUCUCCUUACUAAUAACAUAAACAUCAAUCGAUCGACUAAUAUUAAGCAUAUAUAUAUAUGUAUAUAUAUGGCCAAGAAGCUAGAGAUGAAGACUACGUACGAACGUUUAUUGAAAGACAACACUAUAUUUCAUGGUGACCCUACGUAGUAAUUAGUAGUACUAGAAGGAAGGCUUUUUAAUUUAAUGACGAUACUAUGUCUACUAAAAUGUCAUGUACUUUUUCAGUUCUCUUUUAUAUCUCUUUCUCUAAAAUGUUUAAGACCAUUUGUGGUUGAACACUACUUAAUUGUCUAAUCUUAUGCUAAUUAAACUA